Papilio machaon (common yellow swallowtail) is the source of this 760-nucleotide messenger RNA. Its product is annotated as E3 SUMO-protein ligase NSE2. Gene Ontology annotation, biological process: double-strand break repair via homologous recombination; protein sumoylation. The transcript is spliced from 5 exons. Lineage: Eukaryota; Metazoa; Arthropoda; Insecta; Lepidoptera; Papilionidae. Bases 119 to 760 code for a protein of 213 amino acids. Gene Ontology annotation, cellular component: nucleus; Smc5-Smc6 complex. Gene Ontology annotation, molecular function: SUMO ligase activity; zinc ion binding. The record is from RefSeq and is a predicted model, not a curated record.
ACUCUUUGGUUUUGAAGCGGGAUUUUUAUCAAGUUAAAAUAAUUUGGUUGGUAAAUUGGGUAAAUUGUUGCAAGAAAUAUCAAAUUCUAAAUUAACUUUUACCUGAAGGUCAAUUUUAAUGAUGGUAGAUGCAGAGAUAAGUGAUUUGAGAAAGCAAUGUGUCGCGAGUUUGUACUCUUGUGCAGAAAAUGUUGGAUUGUUUUUGGAUGGACAAGAAAUGGAGACAGAGUUUCUUAAGCUGAAGUCUUGUAUAGAUGAAUAUUGCAUGAUGGAAGCUCGCCAAGACGUCGCCAAUCAAGCUUUAGAAAAAGCCAAGAAUGAGACUGAGUCCUCGAACAUUGAGUCGUUGCAGAAUAGGUUUGAGUUACAUUUGACCAGCCUGACUCAAAGACAUGCGGACAACAACCUACAUCCUUACAUGGUAGAACUGAAUAAAAAAAUUGAAAUGGGUUGUCAGAGAGCUACUCAAAAUUUGGAUGAUUCUGACUUAGCUAUAACAGAAACACAAGAUAGAUAUAUUGACCCGAUCACAAAACGGCCAGUAACAGAUCCCGUCCAGAACAGUGUGUGUGGCCAUGUUUACGAUAAGGAGUCCAUCAUGAAAUUAAUCAAUACAAGAAAGAAAGUAAUCUGCCCAGUGGCGGGGUGCGCCAGUAGGCAGGCGGUGUGCGCGGACCAGCUGGUGCCAGCUCGGCCUGCGCACGCGCCGCUACACCACUCCACCCCGCUGGCCCGCAGCCAUGGCGGGGUGCGGCAGUAG